Galeopterus variegatus (Sunda flying lemur) is the source of this 2550-nucleotide messenger RNA. It is a transcript of the gene CD276, whose product is annotated as CD276 molecule. The record is from RefSeq and is a predicted model, not a curated record. Bases 1 to 1002 code for a protein of 333 amino acids. The transcript is spliced from 10 exons. NCBI's taxonomy places the organism in Eukaryota, Metazoa, Chordata, Mammalia, Dermoptera, Cynocephalidae.
AUGCCGUGGCGACAGGGCAGCCCUGGCAUGGGUGUGCAUGUGGGCACAGCCCUGGGAGUGCUGUGGUUCUGCCUCACAGGAGCCCUGGAAGUCCAGGUCCCAGAAGACCCGGUGGUGGCCCUGGUGGGCACCAACGCCACCCUAUGCUGCUCCUUCUCGCCCGAGCCCGGCUUCAGCCUGGCGCAGCUCAACCUCAUCUGGCAGCUGACAGACACCAAACACCUGAAGAGUCCCUGCCGCUCCUCACUGCCCCAUCCCUCUGACCCGCCCCCAGGAGCCGUGGAAGUCCAGGUCCCAGAAGACCCGGUAGUGGCCCUGGUGGGCACCAACGCCACCCUAUGCUGCUCCUUCUCUCCUGAGCCCGGCUUCAGCCUGGCGCAGCUCAACCUCAUCUGGCAGCUGACAGACACCAAACAGCUGGUGCACAGCUUCGCCGAGGGCCGGGACCAGGGCAGCGCCUAUGCCAACCGCACGGCGCUCUUCCCUGACCUGCUGGCGCAGGGCAACGCGUCCCUGAGGCUGCAGCGUGUGCGUGUGGCGGACGAGGGCAGCUUCACCUGCUUCGUGAGCAUCCGCGACUUUGGCAGCGCUGCGGUCAGCCUGCAGGUGGCCGCCCCCUACUCGAAGCCCAGCAUGACCCUGGAGCCCAACAAGGACCUCUGCCUGGUGCGCAACCCGGUGCUGAAGCAGGACGCACAUGGCUCUGUCACCAUCACAGGGCAGCCCAUGACAUUCCCCCCCGAGGCCCUGUGGGUGACUGUGGGGCUGUCUGUCUGUCUUGUCGCACUGCUGGUAGCCCUGGCCUUUGUAUGCUGGAGAAAGAUCAAACAGAGCUGUGAGGAGGAGAAUGCAGGAGCUGAGGAUCAGGAUGGGGAGGGAGAAGGACCUAAGACAGCCCUGCAGCCUCUGAAGCGCUCUGAAAGCAAAGAAGGUCCAAGAGGCUGCUCCAGCUCCCAGGCCACUCCAGAGGAAGGGGAAGAUGAUGGACAAGAAAUUGCCUGACUGUGAGGACAGGGAGCUGCUGCCCCUGCCCUGGGUCUCCCAUCCUCUGGCUGCACUGGGGCCUCACUGUGAUCCCUGCCCCCAACAGAUGGGCCCUCCUCUGGCAGGUCUAUUCAGUCUCCAAAGGAUGCAAUACAUAGACCACCCUGCAGCCAUAUUUCUGCAAUGGACAUGAUUCCCAAGUCAUCCUGCUGCCUUAUUUCUUAUGGACACGCUACACAGACCACCCCACCACCUUAUUUUUCCAGGUUGUCCUGCUGCCUUAUCUUAUUUCUCCAGUGACACGAUACAUGAAUCAUCCUGCUGCCUUAUUUCUUAUGGACACAAACCCCACCACCCUAUUCCUCCGAUGUUACAUGGACCAUCUGGCUGCUUUUUCUUUCCAAAGAACUCAAUACUCAGACUGACCCCCUGCCUUAUUUCUCUGAAGACAGGAUACACAGUCAUCCGUUGCCUUGUUUCUCCGGUGGCCCUGAUACACCGGUUAUCAUUUUUCAACCCUUUUACACCCACCUGCAUAUAAUCCCAUCUCCUCAGACAGAGACGCUGCAGCCUCAGCACCUCCUUGAGUCUAGAGGCCGUAUCUUCCUGCCACCUCCUGUGCUGGCCCUAACGUUUGCUCCCCACUCCCCGCCAAGUGAAGACAGGCACUCCCUCCACCACACGCACAGGUAUGCAGAGACAUGCAGGUGCAUGUGCUGGAACAUGUAAGGACACCCCCCCACCAGCUCAGUCUCCUUGGUCACGCCCUGGGCUGUGCCCUGUGAGGCCCUCUCUGCCCACCCUCCCCAUGGGAAGCAUGUGCUGGUCACACUGGUUCUCAGGGUGUCUGCAGUGGGGUCUCUGGGGAUCAGCUUCUAUCCCUCUGCUUUUCCCUCUGUUGAAACUUCUGUUCCUUUCCUUUUGCUUAUCCAUCAAAUUAAUGUGUAUUGAGCAACAAUGGGGUGUUGGCCAUGUGUUAGGUGCCAGGGGCCCUGUGGGAGAAAGCACCCCUCCCUCAAGGAUCUCACCAUCCAGCUGGGAAACAGACACUAACUGGGCUACAGCUGGCGUUCCCUGCGCCCUCCUCUUCUAUGCCUGAAGCUUUCUGGAUACCUCCCCCCAUCUCAUCCCGAAUCCCAGCCCAGAGCAUGUGGUGCGGGCAGCAACCUGGAGAGAGGGUCAUAGCCACUUGCCACAACUGGAGAAUCUGAUGGUUCUUUCCAGGCGUGAGCAGGUGGUUAGGUGGCCAAGGUCCCCCUAGACCUUGGAUAGCAGCAGUGUAUGUGAAGCCUGGGGCAGGGCCAGGAGGGUUUUGGGGACACAGAGGGGACUGCCCCACCGCCAUGGUGCUAUUCUGGGGUGGGGCCGACACCUCCUGGCUUGUCUCUGGCCGGCACCCAGCCUCCAGUAGAGUAGAACUUCUGAUGUCUUAUGUCCUCCUGACGGCGUCUCUCCCUACCCCAGGAAUGGAAGACAUGAGCAUUUCUAAUUUAAAUGUGGGACUCUGAGGAAUUUUGUAAACUGGGGGUGUAUUUUGGGAAAAAUAAAUACCUUUGUAAAAAACUU